This is a messenger RNA of Biomphalaria glabrata, 1479 nucleotides long. Its product is annotated as beta-1 adrenergic receptor-like. Gene Ontology annotation, cellular component: dendrite; membrane. The record is from RefSeq and is a predicted model, not a curated record. The transcript is spliced from 3 exons. Bases 194 to 1264 code for a protein of 356 amino acids. Gene Ontology annotation, molecular function: neurotransmitter receptor activity; G protein-coupled serotonin receptor activity. Gene Ontology annotation, biological process: chemical synaptic transmission; G protein-coupled receptor signaling pathway, coupled to cyclic nucleotide second messenger. NCBI's taxonomy places the organism in Eukaryota, Metazoa, Mollusca, Gastropoda, Planorbidae.
UCGACUCAGCGUUGAAUGAAGUGAGAGACAGCCGUGAUUGAUCCCAGACAGAAGCUUCAACUAAAGGAAUUGCAUUUAAAGUAUUAUUUUAAUAAAUUGUUCUAGAAUUAGGUCUUCAAUGGAUCUCAUUGCUGCUAUGAAGUGAUACUUUGAAUAGGGAACAUUGUAUCUCCCACGUUUGAGUGUGGACAGCAUGAAUACUUCGUCAGAUUUGUGUGCCAUUAACACGUCAUGCAGCGCCAAUACGUCUGACUGCUGCGUCACCAACACACCAGAAGACAUCAGUAAUUUAGAUCUGAACUCAGUGACAUUGAUCGACGUCCUCCUCUUUAUGUUUGCGUGUCUGCUGGCCGCCUUUAUCUGCAUCGGAAACAUUACGGCGGUGCUGGCCAUCUGGCACACGCCAUCACUUCGAUCUCUGCCAAAUCUGUACGUGGCUAGUUUGGCCUGUGCAGAUUUCAUCGUUGGCCUGGGCUGCAUCCUGUUGGCGCUUUUUCUGCUUCCGCCGACAAGAUCUCGUCUGUUCUUCCGGUACAUCCAUCUCUGCGUCCUGAUGCAGGGUCUCAACCUGGGCAUGUGCGCUGUCUCCGUGCUCCACAUGACGCUCAUUUCAGUGGAUCGCUUCCUGUACAUUGCCAGGCCUUACUUUUACGAGAGGGUGGUGAAGCUGAGGCCAGCCGUGGUGGCCAUUUGCGCCAUCUGGACCUUCGGCGUCGUCUACAGCCUUCUGCCCCAGUUCAUCCAUAGGCCGUACGGUGACCAGCCCGUGUGUGACGUCACCAUGGUCCUUCCCAUCGGCUAUUUAUUCUACUCCAGCUGUACGAUCUAUUUCUCUCUCGUGCUUCUCAUCGUCAUUAUGUACUCUUUCAUCCUACGUACGGCUGUCGUACAACAGAAGGCUAUCACGGCGGUCACCGUCUAUCCUGAUGGUUCGAAAGGGAGAAAUCUGUCAACCAGGAAAAGUGCAUGGAAAAGCGUGAAGUUCUUUUUCGUCGUGUUUGGAGUCUUCUUUGUCUGCCUGACGCCAGUUGUCGUCUGCUUGGGGUUGGAUUACUUCUACAACGUUCCAGGAGAGAUUUAUCGAUUUCUGAACUUGGUAGCCAUUAUGAACUCCGGAAUGAACUUUAUUAUUUUCGCCAUUCUUAAAAGACAGUUUAGGCAUACAUUUUUGAAGCUUCUGGGUUUGAACGUUUGUAGGAAAACAGAAUCCAACGAUCAGGUUUCGCCAUUGGCUGCUGUAUCCAAUACAUCGUAUCUGAAGUGAUCAAAGACUUUCGCUCUUUUGUUUAUAAUUGUUAUAGUGCUUUUUUUUUCAAACUAUUAUUAUAAAAAUUAAUUCCUUGUUCCGCAUGGUAGGACAAAUUUGUACACUAGUGAUGUUAGAGCAUGGAAUGUGCUGUCUGAGUCAGCCAGGAAAACCAGUGACUUGGCAGAGUUUAAGCCAUUGAUUAACAUGCAUGCAGAGGCGUAGCGAGAGGG